GGCUGCGCUUCCAUGGCGGCACCUGGGCGGCGGUGGCUGGUGCCGCUGCUCGUGGCGACGCGGGGCUUCCCCGCGCGCCAAACCCUGCACGAGUGGGCCCCGGCGCGGGAUGUGCUGCUCUUCGAGCACGAGCGGGGCCGCUUCUUCGCGGUUCUGGGGCUCUUCUGCGCCGGCCAGGGCGUCUUCUGGCCUCCCUGGCCGGCGCGCCUUGGCCCGACCCCCGGUCCCCGCGCGGCCUCCGGAUGCGAGACCCCAGACCCCGGCCGUGUGGACGUGCGCUCCGCGCUCUGGCGCUACGGCCUGGCCGUGGGCUGCGGCGCCAUCGGUACCCUGGUCCUCGCCGCCGGACUUCUCUUCUCCCUGCGCUCUGUGCGCUCGGUGAUACUGCAGGCUGGAGGGAAGCGGGUGACCCUCACCACUCACGCCCCCUUUGGCUUGGGAGCGCAGUUCACUGUUCCCUUGAACCAAGUAUCCUGCAUGGCCCACCGGGGUGAAGUCCCUGCCAUGGUGCCUCUAAAGGUCAAAGGCCGACGCUUCUACUUCCUCUUGGACAAAGCUGGAUAUUUUCCUAACACAAAACUCUUUGACAACACUGUGGGUGCCUACCGUAGCUUGUGAGAAAGCCCCCAGGGACACGCACCCCUCCAAGAGGGGAAUAAAAACAACCUUUAGGUCCUGCCCA
Myotis lucifugus (little brown bat) is the source of this 682-nucleotide messenger RNA. It is a transcript of the gene TMEM223, whose product is annotated as transmembrane protein 223. The transcript is spliced from 2 exons. Gene Ontology annotation, cellular component: mitochondrion. Lineage: Eukaryota; Metazoa; Chordata; Mammalia; Chiroptera; Vespertilionidae. Gene Ontology annotation, biological process: nervous system development. The coding region runs from base 13 to 618 and encodes 201 amino acids. The record is from RefSeq and is a predicted model, not a curated record.